Anopheles darlingi is the source of this 3868-nucleotide messenger RNA. RefSeq names its product septin-4 (gene Septin4). Gene Ontology annotation, cellular component: septin complex; microtubule cytoskeleton; cell division site. Gene Ontology annotation, biological process: regulation of exocytosis; cytoskeleton-dependent cytokinesis. NCBI's taxonomy places the organism in Eukaryota, Metazoa, Arthropoda, Insecta, Diptera, Culicidae. The transcript is spliced from 7 exons. The record is from RefSeq and is a predicted model, not a curated record. The coding region runs from base 1602 to 2678 and encodes 358 amino acids. Gene Ontology annotation, molecular function: molecular adaptor activity; GTPase activity; GTP binding.
CCCAGUUCGAUCGUCAAGCGGAACGGUUUGGGAACCGCGCGCGUAUCUUCGCGGUUUGCGGUGAGGCUGUUGCUAGAGACAGGUACAGGAGUACGUAUGCCAUGAGUUUCGCUUUGCUAAGCCGUGAACCGUGAAAGGUGCCGUGAAAAACCAUGUGAAAUAGUGCAAGCCGUCGUUGAUUGCAGUACUGAAUAGUGAAGUAGCAGCUCACAGCGUUGCUGGACAAAUCAGUGCGUGAGGCCAGUGCGUGAGCUAGCUACUGGCUAGCAAAGCAUUUAUUUAUUUUUACUCCAUUCUCUCCGAAAACACCAACCCGUAACCGCGGCGAAAGCCCGUCACCACUUCACGCACGCCAGUUAGUCGUUCUAGGAACUCCAGAACUAACACACAUCAAUCCGGUGCGCAUGCGUCACAAUCGUCACCAUAGUUGACAUUCACACACGACGCCCCCAGACAGCCAGGCACGCACGCAGCCAGGCAGGCAGGCAGGCAGGCAACACAAUCACCCUUCCAUCCCCGCUCCCGCUAGCUCUCAAAUGCUUCUAUCAAAGGCAAACGCCGUUCAUUAUCAAAAUCGUAGUCGCUUCGUGAAAAACGCACGAAAUACGUAAGCGCGCAAGUUUUGUUGACAAGCAAACGCUUUCUGGUCAAGGUAGGCGGUGUUGCGCUCCACAUUUCCUCACGUUCGUACGCUUUCCGGGCCAGUGCAGUGUGGUGUUAUGUGUUGUGCCGUUUUGGGUCAAUUCUGCUGGACGAUCAACCAUGCCACGUUAUUGUGCAUCUUUGCUCAAAAAAAAAAAAAAAAGUGGAUAAGAUUGUGUGGCAUGGGCCGAACCGAAAUGAAUAGAAAAUUACGAGUGGAAUUCAUCUCUCCGAGCAAUCCACGGCUCAGAUAUGGAUUCGAUACGAAAGAUUUUGCACAGGAACUUUCAGACGGCGAUGGUGAGGGGCGGAACUCGACGAAGGCGGAAGGGCCACCUUAACGGUGCAAAUGAUUGGAACCAACGGUACCGGGGCCAUCUCCAUAAUGUAUCAACGCAUGGCUUCAUUAUACAGUUCCCAAUUGCUUUGUUGAAACUAUGGUCCCUCCCGUUCGUUGAACACGUACGCGAUGUAUGUAAAUGUACAUGUGAAGAAAAAAGAUGAAAAGAAAUCUUUCGGUUUUUAUUUAUCUUUUUCCCUCCUUCCGUUUGCCUUACGUACGCACUUUCCUUUCCGUCACUGCCAGAUUAGAGGGCUGUCUCCAAUGCUUCCUGCCCCCCCCCCCCCCAACCCCCCGCUCUUUUCAACGAUAAAGUUUGUCUUUGUAGUCAUCAAGAUUUUAGAUGAGAGGGCCCGUACCCGUUACUUGAUGCUCGAUGCCUCCAUGCACCAAACGAAGGUUGCUAUUAACUGUUAUUUGAAAACUGACGCAAAACUUGUGUGCGCGACGGUACGUGCAGUGCAGUGAGUGUAGCGUAAAGCGAAAGCAGCCGUCUUCUAGGCGGCCCAAAAAAUCAAUUGGACGGGAUUGGUGGGCACGAUAGGGUGCGUCCGUCCAUCUACAGUCGGCCACUGGCCUGUGUGUCGCGCCAGAGUUGGUCUCACCGGAAGUCUUCGUGAUGGCUGAGCGAGAUUAUAUCGGCUUUUCCACACUCGCCGAACAGGUGCACCGGAAGUCGGUAAAACGAGGUUUCGAGUUCACGCUCAUGGUUUGCGGCGAGAUGGGUCUCGGCAAGUCAACGCUGAUCAACACACUGUUUCUCACCGACCUGUACAAGCACCGCGCGUUGCUGCCGGUGGAAGAACGCAUCGAGAAAACGACACGGAUCGAAAAGAAAACGAUCGACAUCGAGGAAAAGGGCAUCAAGCUGCGGCUCACCAUCGUCGAUACGCCCGGUUUCGGUGAUUCAGUCAACUGCGAGGAUAGUUGGCGCGUAUGCACACAAUACAUCGACGAACAGUUUCGGCAAUAUUUUACCGACGAAAGUGGCCUCAAUCGGCGCAACAUACAGGACAAUCGAGUGCACUGUCUGCUUUACUUCGUGCCACCAUACGGACGCGGCCUACGACAGUUAGACAUCGACCUAAUCCGACGAUUGCACAAGAAGGUGAAUAUCAUCAUUGUGAUUGCCAAAGCGGACACAUUGACCACCUCAGAAAUCAAGGAACUGAAGGCACGCAUAAAGGCCGAUAUCGAGCAGAAUGGCAUACAUACGUACCGCUUCCCGGAUUGUGAUUCGGACGAGGAUGAAGAGUUCAAGCAGCAGGAUCGUGACUUGAAAAAGAGCUUACCGUUUGCGGUCGUCGGUAGCAACAUGGUGCUGGAGGUAGCCGGGCGUAAAAUACGCGGUCGCCAGUACCCAUGGGGCGUUGUAGAUGUGGAAAACCCUAAACAUAGCGAUGUUAUAAAGCUUCGGACGAUGCUUAUCUCAACGCACAUGCAGGAUCUGAAAGAUACGACGCGCGAUGUGCACUACGAGAACUAUCGGGCGCAAUGUAUUUCACAGAUUUCACAGCAUGCGCUACGCGAACGCAACAAACUGAAACGUGAAUCGACAACCUCAAAUCCAGAGAUAACGGAAACUGAUAGACUAUUGCUACAAAAGGACGAAGAGAUUCGUCGCAUGCAGGAUAUGCUUGAUCAGAUGCAGGAGAAACUAAAAUCUUCCAACAUGGAAUCUGUAGUCGACGUUUAGUACCAACAAUAAGACGGUUUCCAGUUUUAUUGUCUCGGUCCGAUCAAUUUGCGUAUUUUCUUAACAUUUCUAUGUCGAUGAAUUGUAGAAAUGCAACAGCGCGAUUCAUUCUUAUUCCCACCUUAUUAAAACGAAAUGUUUAUCGCAUGUCAUUUCAUGUACGUUGGCAGAAUGUUCGACACUUGGUUGGCAGAAGAAUUUUACAGCAAGAAGUUCACUAGCGAUAUGAUCUACUGUAGCACGCUAGUUGUUACUAAUAGAAACACAAGGCGGCGCAGCGGUACCAUUUACAAAAAAACGAUGCAGAGAACAAAGACCGUAGACAUAACGAAUCUAGGCGUACGAGAUAGCAGUAUUGAAAUGUGGACGCAAACACCCCGAGGCUAGUAUAAUCAACUGGAUAACACGUGUAUUGAAAGAGAAGAAAUAUUGACUAACGAUAUGGAUUAGCACCAGCUGAUACCCAUUAAGCUGAGCCGUUUCAACAUAAACGAUAGAACGUGAACGAACGUUCUUUUACUUUUGAAACUUUGCGGACAAAUGACACAUCAACGACGUUACCAGAAUUAGAACAAAAGUAGUUUAAGUUCGUUUUAUUAUUUAUUUGCUUCCAUUAUUUAACAGUGAUGCGUGCUUCAGACGACUGUUACAGUUGAUGUGCGUAGCGUGUAGUGUAAUGAAAUACCAAAAAAUAGAAAGGACUUCAAACGAAGGUUACCACCGGCACAAUUGAUUGUGUCGACGAUUCUUAAGGAAGAUUAUCCAGCUAUAAUGGCAUUAUAGGUAGCCGAGCAUGCAGUCCUUUAAUAUAUAGAAUUCUACGAACAAUAGUUUGGUGUUUCUCUUGGCGACCUGCUAGACAGCACGCACCCAUAGAGCAAAUGUGCAUUAUCCUUAUAACUUUAGUUUAGUUGUUUUGUUUUGUUUUUUGUUUGUUCGUUUUAUUUUCGGAUUGAAGAUAGCUGGUUAGAACGGAUAUGAAAUAGGAAUAGCGUAUGUUAGCGUCCUCGAUACCUCGAAUAAGCCAACGCAUGCUGACUGCCUCGGGUAAUUUAACAUAAUUUAUUUACCGAUGACAUGAAUUAAUAUUGCUGCGUUGACCAGCACCAGUGGGAUGAAAGUAAGGGGGUAACGAGGAUUAGUAAACCGCUCCAAAGGCAUUUGCGCUAAGAAAGGAAAGGAAUUCGGAU